This is a messenger RNA of Suillus paluster, 600 nucleotides long. RefSeq lists its product as uncharacterized. The record is from RefSeq and is a predicted model, not a curated record. The coding region runs from base 1 to 600 and encodes 199 amino acids. The transcript is spliced from 4 exons. NCBI's taxonomy places the organism in Eukaryota, Fungi, Basidiomycota, Agaricomycetes, Boletales, Suillaceae.
AUGACCUCCUCUGGCACUGAUAGUCAAGUGCCUGUGGCGCCCAUUGCUAGUCCUUCCAGCGGUGAUUCUUUGACGGCACUCUUUGCUCAACUAAACAUCAACGGCAACAACACGGUCUCAUUGACCUCUGCCCUGUCUGUGGUCGUACAAAACGCAGUCAUUGCGACUAUUCAGGAAGUGGCUGCUGCCGCUCCAGUAGUCACCGUUGCAGCUCCUACUGCACCACCCGUCAUCGACUUGAUGGUCACCGUGGCAUCUACUGCAACUAAUUCCACCCCACCGGUAACUACCACACCCCCAGCCAUUGUCGCUGCUGCUGUAACUCACACGCGGGCUCAUCGUGGGGUGAUUUAUAUCACUCCCGAGCCAAAUUCCUGCCGGCCCUUUCUACUGGAUCAGCUGUGGGCGUCGCAUUGGUGUUGUUGCGACUUGGCAGUGGGCAUCCACCUAUGUGACCGGGACAUUAGUACCAUGUAUGAACACUUCUCUCGACUGGUGAAUCAUUUUGAGAUUAAUGCUGGCUGCUCGCACUGGGAAAUCGAAAUGUUGGAACACUUCAAAUAUAAACUCCUUGGACGAAACUCCUCCCUGCUUGUCUAA